AUGGCGACGGCGGAGCUGCAGGAGCUGCGAGCGCUGGUGGAGGGGGCGGGCGGGCGGCGGGCCGUGCUGCUGGUGGCCGAGGUGACGGAGGGGGCCCCGGCGGCGGCCACGCUGGCCGCCUUCGCCCGCGACCUCCUGGGCGAUGAGGCACCGCCGGGGCCGGGGCCGGGGUGCCGGUCCCAGCGGCGGGCUGGCGGCGGGCGGCGGGCGCUGGGAGCGCGGCUGCUGCUGGUGCUGUGCCGCGGCGGGGCUGCGCGGGGCCGCGGGGCCCGGGCCCGCCUGCGGGAGGUGGUGCGGGACGUGCGCGGCCGCCUGCCCCCGGCGCCGCCGCCCGCCGUCGUCGGCGUCCUCCUGCCCGGCGGGGACGGGGAGGACGCGGCGGUGCUGGACGCCACGCUGCGGCGGCACUUCCCGGCGCCGGGCACGGUGCAGGCGGCUCGGUACAGCCCCGGCAGCCCCGCCGCCCUGCGCGACUGCCGCGCCGCCGCCUGCCGCGCUCUCCGGGCCGCCCUGCAGCACCCCGCAGAAGAGGGGAAAGACAGCGAGAGGUGGAGGCUCCCAUCCUUCCUGCAGUGCAUUCCUUGGAGCUGGAGGAGCCAGAGAAAAGGUCACGAAGCAAAAGCUGCAAACAACGUUCAUGAAGAUGACCUGCAGGACCCUGAGGAAGAAGUGGCUCUGACCAGCCUGUCCCCCAAUGGAAACUAUGAAGAAGCUGCUGGAGGCACAGGCACCUAGACCUCCUGGACACACAGUCCACGUCCCAGAUCUGCCCGGUGGAUUUGGAGCACUGGGAGGAGGAGCUGGUGCAUGCCCACUCACCCUCUCCUCUGAGGACCCACCACUCCAGGGAGAAGCUGCUCAGCUUAACUUGCCAGGGUCUUCUGUAGCUGCCAACAGCCUGAGGUCCGUGCCAGAGAGCCAUCCCCUGCUGCACUCUGCUACCCGGGGUGCCUGGAGCUGCUGAUGGACGCUGGGCUUCUGAGAAGCCCUUUGGGGAUGUGUCUCAUGUCCUGGGCAAAAUGAUGUGGGGACUUUGGUUGUGAAAUGCAGCCACCUGCUUGAAGAAAGAGGAAUGCUUUCUAAUUCUGAGCAAAGUUCCCCACUGAGAUUGCCGGGGCUGGCCUCCCUGGCAAACAGAUUCUGCUGCCUUGUUUUCCUGCUUUAUUGAUGCUUUGAAGUUCCCGCCCUCUCUCUGAUCAGGCAAAAAAAAGACAUAACGUGGUGGCAUGGAGACUGCAGUGAGACUACAUAUGAGGUCUUGGAUCUUCCAGCUACUGAAGAGGCUUGAAUGUAACUGUGUAAUGUGAAGAAUUCAAAAACAGCCCACUGUGGGUAGGCAGAAUAAUGCAAAGAUACGGAUAGUAAUGGCAGCUGGAGCAGAGCACGGUUUGGGAGCAGGAUCUAUCCCUCUGGCUUGUCCUGUUGCUGACAGACUGACUGAUGGAUGGCCUGGGUUGGAGGGGGUGGCAGAGGGACACUAUGGUGUGGCUGAUGCUAGACGGGGUUAUGGGAGAGGCCCAUCUUACCUGGGACAUCUCCACAGCCAUGUGGUGGCAGGUCUUGGAGGUGGCCCACAGCAUUCCUCUCAACAAGAUGUGGCUGCUUCAUAAAUAAAUAUAAAAAUAUACAAAUAGUCUAAGUAGUUCCAGAGGGCUGCCUGUAGCCUGUGGGGCAACACAAUUAAUUACAAAUCCUUGGUUUAUGAGGAAUAUUAUUAUGGUAGGAAUACCUUUUUUAUUUUUACUUUAAUGCAGCAUGAACCAGGUCUUGUUUUACUUUUAGCACAAGCCGGGUUUUGUUUGGGACUAGCUGACCUUUUGGAGUUUCAGGCCAGAGACUUCAGCCCAUCAUGUCCUACCUACCUCUUCUCUGGGUUAGCUGCUGAAUUAUGGCAGUACACCCUCUGUGCAUGUCUGUCCUUUCUCUCGCUCCUUUUUUCUCAGUGGCAGCUGAAGUGUCUGUGUCCUGCCAGCUCCAGCCAGUACUCUCUCCCAGCAGUGUGCCUUCAGCAUCUCUCUAGCUCUUACCUGGAGUAGGGGAUGGGUUUUUACCCAGCUCUGCUCAUGAUCAUCAACAUUUUUCAACAAAUCAUUUUUUCUGUGCCUCAGUUUCCCCAACAGUAGGAUGGGUACAGCAACACCUACCUACCUCACUGGAGUAAUGAUGGUAACACUGCAGCGGAGCUUAGCAGCUCUUGGGUUUAGAGUCGAUCCCUUUUGUGAUGGUGCUUUCCCCUUUUGGCUGGGAAAGAGCAGCUGAGGCUGUCUGGGGCAUGCUGCAGGGUUGAGUGGGAGAGAUGGAGAGCGUUCCCAGGUGUGCUCAGCAAGUCUCUGUGUUAUCACAUGUUGCUCAUUUGAAUGUGUUGGGAUAGUUAGGCUUGGUCUACAUAGGAAAGCUUUGCCUGAAACGCAGCCUUAAAGUGCUGUAGCUGCUCCAUAAGAAGGUGGGAGGGAGGGGAUAGGUGGAUGCCAAGUCCCUGUGAGCAGUGUUUGGGGAAUCGCAUGUCACAUCUAUUCACAGCAGAAACACUUUCCUGUGUGGGUGUGGGCUGGGGAGAGUGAACCUAGGAGGCAGCUGACACUGGUGGAGCAUGUUGCUCUUCAGAGAGGGCACUGAACCUGCUCUCCUUCCAGCGUGGUCUGCUGUGCGGUGGAGUCCCUCUGCUCGUCUUCGCAGCAGAGCCCAGGUUGCUGGGCAGUGACAUACUUUCCCGGUAAAGCCCUUGGUUAGGUGGGCUUGGUUAGGACUUGAUAGUAUGAUCAGGUGAAUCUUUAUUUUCUUGCAGUAUUUGGCCUUUGCUGCCUAGAAUUUACCAACAAAGAGGUGGCCCAAGAGUACAGAUUUGCAGUUAAACCUUAGCGCUACAAAUCCAAUGGAUUUAUUUACUGGUAAUUUUUAAGUAAACCAUGCAAGUUUACCCUUGCAGUGAGACUUUCGUGGAAGCAGAUGAACUGCCUGUGGUUUAGGAGGUGCAGGUGGGAAUACAUUUGACCAAAAGUAUUGUUUUCCUUUGAGGAAUAAAAGUGACUUGAAUUCUUUUUAUCUUUUUUUUUUCACUAGCUGGGCAUGCGGAGGCACAGCAGAUAGUUUUACCUGCUUAAUUGCUUUAAUAAUUUAAGGGCACUGUUAUCUUUAUUCUUGUAAAGAAUAAAGACAUUUAAUUUCUGAACUGGAAUGCAGUUCUGUUUG
Molecule: messenger RNA, 3189 nt
Organism: Grus americana (Whooping crane)
Lineage: Eukaryota; Metazoa; Chordata; Aves; Gruiformes; Gruidae
Gene: C9H2orf72
Product: chromosome 9 C2orf72 homolog
Exons: 3
Coding region: 1-735 (244 amino acids)
Source: RefSeq, a predicted model, not a curated record